Messenger RNA from Camellia sinensis, 750 nucleotides. RefSeq names its product protein translation factor SUI1 homolog 1. Gene Ontology annotation, molecular function: translation initiation factor activity. Gene Ontology annotation, biological process: translational initiation. The record is from RefSeq and is a predicted model, not a curated record. Lineage: Eukaryota; Viridiplantae; Streptophyta; Magnoliopsida; Ericales; Theaceae.
GCUUCACCCAACCCUUGGGUUCUAUAAAUACCUCUCUUACAACACCUCUCUCUCAUCUCAUCUCAUCUCAUAUUGUUUUGUUUCCAGGGCUUUCUUCCAAGAACAAGAAGGGUCUCUCUCUCUCUCUCUGUCAAAGCAAUCGCAACAAGGGUAACAGUUACUUAUCAGACAACAUACAUGGUUGAACCCGACGGCCAGAUCCCACCUCCUUUCCCACCUCCUUUUGAUCCAUUUUCUGACGCCAACGACGACUCUGCUGCCCCUGGAGCAAAAGGGUAUGUUCAUAUUCGCAUCCAACAGAGGAAUGGUAGAAAAAGUCUGACGACAGUGCAAGGGCUGAAGAAAGAAUUCAGCUACGAAAAGAUCCUCAAGGAUCUUAAGAAGGAGUUCUGCUGUAAUGGGAAUGUUGUGCAGGACAAAGAGCUUGGCAAGGUUAUUCAACUCCAGGGUGACCAGCGUAAGAACGUCUCCAAUUUCCUCGUCCAGGCUGGCAUUGUGAAGAAGGAACAGAUAAAGUUGCAUGGUUUCUAAAGCAAUUGGGCCUGGUGUUGAUGCGUUUUGUGUGGUUGUGUUGAUCUAUAAACGCCUAUUAUAAUUUGCUGUUUUGUGUCCAUAGAUAUAGGUUGUGUUUGGCUUGUUUUUGCCUUUUUUCUUGAAACUUCUAAUAUGACAUGGAGAUUUCAGUACAAUGGUGUUGGCUCCUAAAUUUCUCCAGUGAUAAUAAAAUGGGAAAAUUAUUAUUUGUUCCUA